Alternaria rosae is the source of this 1544-nucleotide messenger RNA. Its product is annotated as aminotransferase. NCBI's taxonomy places the organism in Eukaryota, Fungi, Ascomycota, Dothideomycetes, Pleosporales, Pleosporaceae. Bases 110 to 1366 code for a protein of 418 amino acids. The record is from RefSeq and is a predicted model, not a curated record. Gene Ontology annotation, cellular component: mitochondrion. Gene Ontology annotation, molecular function: branched-chain-amino-acid:2-oxoglutarate transaminase activity. The transcript is spliced from 4 exons. Gene Ontology annotation, biological process: L-valine biosynthetic process; L-leucine biosynthetic process.
CUGCGGUCAGCUUCGGUCUUGUAGCCCAAAAUAAUUAAUACUCUGGAAUCCACCACCUGCACCAACUCUCCUCCGCCCCACCCUCUCCGCCUGCAUUGCAUCCCUCACAAUGCUUCCGCAGCGGUCUUCACGAUUGCUCUCUUGCCUGUCGCGUGGCGCUUUCCGUUCGCCUGUAGCACCGCUCAGCGCGUCGCUGCGAUGUCGGACCCAGCGACCCUACAGCAUUCAUGCUGACAAGUCUGUUGGCGAGAAGAUACAGGAUAUCGACCCGACCAAGCUCUCGAUAACCAAGACGACGACGCCAAAAGAUCUGCUGCCGCAUGAAGAACUUGUCUUUGGCCGCAACUUCUCUGAUCACAUGCUCUCGCUCGAGUGGACAGCAACAGAAGGAUGGCUGCCAGCACGCAUUACCCCCUACCAGAACCUCAGUCUCGACCCCGCGACGUGUGUCUUCCACUAUGCAUUCGAGUGCUUCGAGGGCAUGAAGGCCUACAAAGACAAGAGCGGCAACAUCAGGCUGUUCAGGCCGGACAAGAACAUGGCUAGGCUGAACAAGUCAUCAGCACGAAUUGCAUUGCCCACAUUCGACCCUGAUGCCUUGAUCGAGCUCAUCGGCAAGUUUGUGAAGGAGGAUGAGCGUUUCGUUCCCGAUGCGCGAGGCUACUCUCUCUACCUCCGCCCAACGAUGAUCGGCACACAGCGCACCCUCGGCGUCGGCCCUCCCGCGUCUGCACUACUCUACGUGAUCGCUUCUCCCGUCGGCCCAUACUACCCAACCGGAUUCAAGGCUAUCUCGCUCGAGGCUACAGACUACGCCGUGCGCGCAUGGCCUGGAGGUGUUGGAGACAAGAAGCUUGGUGCCAACUACGCACCUUGCAUCGUUCCGCAGAUGCAGGCUGCAAGCCGCGGAUUCCACCAGAACCUGUGGCUGUUUGGUGAGGAGGAGUUCAUCACAGAGGUCGGCACCAUGAACCUGUUUGCAGCUAUCAAGAACAAGGAGACAGGAAAGCCAGAAUUGCUCACUGCGCCUCUUGACGGAACUAUUCUUGAGGGAGUAACACGAGACUCAAUCCUCGAGCUUGCGCGGGAACGACUGGUGCCCAAGGGCUGGACCGUAUCGGAGCGCAAGUUCACCAUGAAGGAGGUGGCCGAUGCUGCUAACGAGGGACGCAUGAUGGAGAUCUUCGGUGCAGGUACUGCUGCCAUUGUCGCUCCGGUGCGCAAGAUCAGCUGGAAGGGACAGCUUGUUGACUGUGGGCUCGAAGACCACGUCGAGGCCGGCCCGGUUGCACAGCAGAUGAAGGAUUGGAUGGAGGCGAUUCAGUACGGCGACGAGGACCACGCGUGGAGUUACAAGGUGAUAUAAGCAAGUAGUUGAUAUAAAUGUGACGUGCUAAGCGUGCAUAUUUACGCAAUAGACUGUAUAUACAUGAGACGUAGUCGCAGCUUGAGAAAAGAUAUGUCGCACCUGGCGCAUUGACAUUGGCGACGGUGAUGGCACGGUGACUUCGCAAUGGUGGGGUAGAGGAUGCGGACGCAGAGCG